ACUCACAAUUUUGCGGUGGGACCUCGUAAGAGGGUCGAUAAGCUAAAUCUCUUGCUAGGGAAGCAUCAGCGAAGAAAAGAGUCUGCUUGUUUGCAAGUGCAGAGUUUUGUUUUUAAUUGAAAGUGCAUUUACAACACUUUAACAUAGGAGAUUUUAUUGCACAGUAUUUGCAAGCCCAUUCUGCUGUAAGGUGUUUACUACAAUCCACAAGCUCCUCAUCUUCCAAAACUUUUGGAUAGGCGCAAACAGCUGGCAUCUGGAGUCUUCUGUGCCCAUUGGAUAUACAGUAGCGAGGCAACAUGCGUUGGAUUUCGAUUCUGGAUAUCGUUGUGUUUUCCUUGAUCGUCUUUUCCCACCAGCUGGGAUUAGCUCACGGUUUCGGAGACGAGGAAGAAGUACAGUGUGACCCAAUCAGGAUUUCCAUGUGCCAGGAUUUGGGAUACAAUGUGACAAAGAUGCCCAAUUUAGUUGGGAACGUGCUUCAGUCUGACGCGGAACUUCAACUGACUACAUUUACUCCCCUUAUUCAGUACGGGUGUUCAAGUCAGUUAAAGUUUUUCUUGUGCUCAGUCUAUGUGCCCAUGUGCACAGACAAGGUAAACAUCCCCAUCGGGCCCUGUGGAAGCAUGUGCCUUUCAGUGAAGCGCAAAUGUUUGCCUGUCUUAACUGAGUUCGGUUUUGUUUGGCCUGAGCCACUCAACUGCAGCCACUUUCCACCUCAGAAUGACCAAAACCACAUGUGCAUGGAGGGCCCCGGAGAUGAGGAACCCCCCUACCACACCAUCAAAACCUUACAGCCCAUGGAGGAGGAAUGCCACAGUUUGGGAGCAAACCCGGACCAAUAUGUCUGGGUGAAAAGGAGCCUGAACUGCGUUUUAAAGUGCGGCUACGAUGCUGGCCUCUACCGAAGGCAGGCCAAGGUAUUCACAGAUAUCUGGAUGGCAGCAUGGGCCAUCUUGUGCUUUGUGUCAACCACUUUCACUGUCCUGACAUUCCUCAUUGAUUCCUCUAGGUUCUCCUACCCAGAGAGACCUAUCAUCUUUCUGAGCAUGUGCUACAAUAUUUAUAGCAUUGCUUACAUUGUGAGACUGACAGUAGGGAGGGAGAGGAUAUCCUGCGAUUUUGAGGAGGCUGCAGAACCAGUGCUCAUCCAAGAAGGGCUGAAAAACACAGGAUGCGCCAUCGUUUUCCUGCUCAUGUACUUUUUUGGCAUGGCAAGCUCCAUCUGGUGGGUGAUCCUCACUCUUACAUGGUUCCUGGCUGCAGGUCUGAAGUGGGGACAUGAAGCCAUUGAGAUGCACAGCUCCUACUUCCACAUUGCAGCCUGGGCCAUCCCAGCUGUUAAGACCAUUGUCAUUUUAAUCAUGAGGCUGGUUGACGCUGAUGAUCUGACUGGGCUGUGCUAUGUUGGGAACCAACACAUUGAUGCCCUCACAGGUUUUGUGGUGGCACCCUUGUUCACCUACCUUGUGAUAGGAACCCUGUUCAUUGGUGCCGGCUUGGUAGCUCUCUUCAAAAUCAGGUCAAACCUGCAGAAGGACGGAACUAAAACAGACAAACUUGAGAGGCUUAUGGUAAAAAUUGGAGUGUUCUCAGUUUUAUACACAGUGCCAGCCACCUGCGUUAUAGCUUGCUACUUCUAUGAGAUUUCCAGCUGGAGUGACUUCAAACACUCCGCAAGGAACUCCUAUAUGGCUGUGGAGAUGUUAAAAAUUUUCAUGUCUCUUCUGGUGGGCAUAACCUCGGGCAUGUGGAUCUGGUCUGCCAAGACAUUGCAUACAUGGCAGAAAUGCUCCAGCAGGCUGGUGAGCUCAGGGAGGACAAAACGGGACAAAAGGGCAGACAGCUGGAUUAAGCCAGUAAAGGGAAAUGAGACAGUGGUGUGAAAGCCGUGAGGCCAGGGACAGCCUUUUGUAUAGGGCUCAAAAAAGCAAUCUUUUAGCCUGAUUAGGUUAAAACGUGGGUUGGCCCACUCUCAUGUUGAAUGAAGACAAAGACUAAGAUGCAGAGGUCACUGCUCUGAAAAAGAAAAUAUCAUGCUAUAUAAACUACAACUAGUAGAAGUCCAAGUUGAUGCCCCUCAUGAUAUUGUAGCCUUAAUCUGUGAGGGAGGAUGUUGACCCUUUUUGUGUAAGGGGACAAAAUCGGAGUAGAUUUCACAGGCUUUUCCUUCGUGCUGUCAGUUUUUUAAUCUGCACAUCAGGCUGUGAAAGACUGGUUUCUACAUGUUUGUGAAUGGCACUGUGCGGGCCAUCAGUAACGUUUUCAGGGUUUUAACAGUGGAUACCUGUAACAGUAAAGGAAUCCUAUUUAUGUAGCAAGUUACAAUGUAUUUGAUAUGCAUUUAAAAUAAAUUACACUGGACGUUUAACAGUGCAGAUGUUAUACAAAUAUAUGGAGUGUACCUACACUGAAAUGCACUACAAAGAGAUUCUAUUUGAGCUUGUUCUACAGACCCUGGGUUUAUGCUUCAAACAAAAGUCAGAUUCAAUUAAAUAUUUGUGCUGCUUUAUUAACUGUGGUAUUUUUUAGGUCUACUGCAGCAAUUAUACAAGUUUCCGAAAGGGAUUCCAGUUCAGUUCCAACAUUUGUCCCUCACCAAAAUGCAAAAUGAACUAAUAAAAAAGAGGACUAAGCACUUUUAAUUUAAUUAUCGCAAUUUAUCAGUGGUCAUAAGUGGUAAUUUUUUUUAAACCUAUUGUGGUUUUGGGAAAUGUGCAUCGAACUUUAACAUUUAAUCUUUAAAAGCUUGUAAUGUCUAAUGGCCCCAAAUGCCAUUUUAUACAACAUAUUUCUUUUUAGAAUAGUGCCUUUCAUAUCCUUAGGCACACACAUGCAAAAUGUGAUCUUUCAGCUUUUCGUUGAUACUCAUUUCGUUAUUCGGCACAAGAUUUUCUCUUGAUGUGGAGAAAAUAAUCGGUUGUCAGUAUCUAAGCAGUGUACUGACUUUAUCCUCAAGGAAUGUUUAUCAUUUGACAUACUGGGCGAAAAUACAAGUUAUGUAUUAUAUCAAACCAAAACCAUAAUAGAUAAUGAAUUUUUCUCAACAGAACAUGAUGCCAAGUUUUGAAUUGUCCAUUUAAGACAUAUUUUCAAUGACUUUUUCAAAGCUGAAAGUUGGACAGUGUAUUCAAAGUAUAAAACACAGUACUUUUCUCUUUUCCUUCAGAAUAUGUAUUAUUUUCCUCAGAUUUAAGGCACAACAGAAACAUUUGGGUACAUGCAGUACCUAGCCAAGUCAGCCAGGACACCACAUAGUACUUUGAAAUAUUUUUUAAAACAACAGGUUCUUGUUUUUUUAAUGUAUAUUAUGAAAAUUCUAAUUUAUCUUUGU
Lepisosteus oculatus (spotted gar) is the source of this 3334-nucleotide messenger RNA. RefSeq names its product frizzled class receptor 4 (gene fzd4). The record is from RefSeq and is a predicted model, not a curated record. Gene Ontology annotation, molecular function: Wnt receptor activity; Wnt-protein binding. Gene Ontology annotation, cellular component: plasma membrane. Gene Ontology annotation, biological process: non-canonical Wnt signaling pathway; canonical Wnt signaling pathway; retina vasculature morphogenesis in camera-type eye. NCBI's taxonomy places the organism in Eukaryota, Metazoa, Chordata, Actinopteri, Semionotiformes, Lepisosteidae.